GCGGCUGAGCCACAACCACGAACGAGCAGAAGCAACGUGAACCAGAAAUCUUCAGCGUACAAAAAAUUUCGCAGGGGAGGCGGAGGAGGAAGGAGCGGCAACAAUGGCUUCCCUGAGCUUCGCCGCUGCCGCCUCCGCCGCGGCGGCCGUACACCUCCGGCAAUCGGACGUGGCCUCUGAGUUCGGAAACCAACAGAGACCUUCAAAGUUCAUUCACCGGAAGAGACUCGCUCUGUCGUCGAAUGCGGCGAGCUCGACGGAACCGUCGUCGGCCGCGCCGGACAUGCCGGAGAUCGAGCUCGAGUUCGUCGGGCCGAAGCCGGCGGCUGACGGUUCGUAUCCGGUGGAUAAGGCUAGAGCCGUAAGCGGAGAGAAGCUGCUGAGGAACAUCAUGAACGAGAACAAGAUCGAGCUCUAUGCCACGUAUGGGAAAGUGAUGAAUUGUGGCGGCGGUGGAAGCUGUGGAACUUGCAUUGUGGAGAUUAUUGAUGGGAAGGAUCUUCUAAAUGAGAGAACCGACACUGAACUUCGGUAUUUGAAGAAAAAACCUGAAUCCUGGAGACUUGCUUGUCAAACUAUUGUGGGGAAUAAAGAAAACUCUGGAAAGGUUGCGGUACAAAGAUUGCCUCAGUGGAAGGAGUGAUGGACAACCAGACCUUGUAAGAGGAGAUGCGUCGUGAUAGGUGGUAGACGCUCCAUUGCACUUGUACUCCCAUGAUUUUUCAUGUCAAUAACGACCUUGAUUGUGCACGCCUAGUUUUGUUGCUGGUGCAAACUUUUAGUUUUGUAAAGAGUCAGAUGCAUGAAUAGAUCGUGAUUAAUGGCUA
Molecule: messenger RNA, 827 nt
Organism: Syzygium oleosum
Lineage: Eukaryota; Viridiplantae; Streptophyta; Magnoliopsida; Myrtales; Myrtaceae
Product: photosynthetic NDH subunit of subcomplex B 3, chloroplastic
Exons: 6
Coding region: 104-643 (179 amino acids)
Biological process (GO): P450-containing electron transport chain
Cellular component (GO): mitochondrion
Molecular function (GO): 2 iron, 2 sulfur cluster binding
Source: RefSeq, a predicted model, not a curated record